GCAGGCAACUGAGACUCUAAUCUUUCUAUUUUAUGUACAGCUGUAAUCAUUCCUCAGCAGCAGAACACUUGUUAGAUACUCAGGAUACUACAGAGAACUCUCAAACCUUUGCUAAGGACAGGUGAUGAUUUGAAAAGCACUCCCAUUCACACGCUGGAGGCAAGCUCCCCUCAACAUUCCUUGUACCCUGGUGACCAUGUGUGCAGGCACCCCUGGAGCUCAGACUGACACAAAGCAUAAACUGAGGAAUGACUAUGGGUCUCUUGGGCCCCUGAAGUUUGAUGUAUCUGAAUAGGUAACUAUUACAUAUAGGGAGCAGGUCUCUAUUAAUCUGUGCACCCUGUUGUUGGUUUGGAAAUGGAGCAGAGAAGAGAGACAGAAAAUUCCAGCGCUCUGAGCAGCAGUUGUGGGAAGAAAGGUCAGUAGUGUGGCUCCGCAGAGUAAAGGAAGGCAGAGUGCCUCUGAGAAACUUGGCCUUCUUACAACACUGUUGUCUCAGAUCAGCUCUAAAUUCAGCCCCUCCACUCGAAAAAUAACUCCAAUUCAAAACCCAAUCCAGACAAAUACCAAACCAAACAAAGGCGUUAUAAGAAAACUAGAGGUGCCGCCAUAUCUGCUGCUGCUGCCGCAGGUGCAAAUGCAGUGUCGGGACCCGGCUGCCUCCACGCCGCCGCCAAGGGCUGAAGACGAUGGAUCUGGGCAGCAGCAGCAGCAGCAGCAGCAGCGACUCGGCUCCCGACUGCUGGGACCAGGUGGACAUGGAAGCACCGGGUUUGGCCCUGAGCGGGGACAGAGCCUUCUUGGCGUUGGCGGCGGCUGCCGCCGAGGUGCAGCAUGAGCCCCUCAGCUCGGCCUUUAGCCGUCAGCUCAACAUCAAUGCCAAACCCUUCGUGCGUAACGUCCAUGCUGCGGAGUUCGUGCCGGCCUUCCUGCGGGGCCCGAGCCAGCCGCAGACCCACCCCCCAAAUGACGUCCCCGGAUUCUAUGAAACCUGUACGGGCGCGGGCGACCCUCAAGGUAAAAGGCUGGGACGUGGAGGGGGGGGGGCACCUGUGGAACAUUCCAAAGAGGAACAGUUAUUGUGGCGUGAAGGUUCCAAUUCAGCCGUUACCAUGGAACUCUCAGAACCUGUUGUAGAAAAUGGAGAGGUGGAGAUGGUUUUAGAAGACUCAUGGGAGCACAAUAAAGAAGUAAGUGAAGCCGAGCCAGGGGGUAGUUCUUUGGGAGAUUCGGGGCCCCCAGAAGAAAGUGGCCAGGAAAUGAUGGAGAAAGAGGAAAUCAGAAAAUCGAAAUCUGUGGUUGUACCCUCAGGUGCUCCUAAAAAAGAACAUGCAAAUUUGGUAUUCAUUGGGCAUGUCAAUGCUGGGAAGUCAACCAUUGGAGGACAGAUCAUGUUUUUGACAGGAAUGGUUGACAAAAGAACACUUGAGAAAUAUGAAAGAGAAGCUAAAGAAAAAAAUAGAGAAAGUUGGUAUUUGUCCUGGGCCUUAGAUACAAACCAGGAAGAACGAGACAAGGGUAAAACAGUAGAAGUGGGUCGUGCCUAUUUUGAAACAGAAAAGAAACGUUUCACGAUUUUAGAUGCCCCUGGCCAUAAGAGUUUUGUCCCAAAUAUGAUCGGUGGUGCUUCUCAAGCUGAUUUGGCUGUACUGGUAAUCUCUGCCAGGAAAGGAGAGUUUGAGACUGGAUUUGAAAAAGGUGGACAGACAAAAGAACAUGCAAUGUUGGCAAAAACGGCAGGGGUGAAAUAUUUGAUAGUGCUUAUUAAUAAGAUGGAUGAUCCCACAGUAAAUUGGAGCGUUGAGAGAUAUGAAGAAUGUAAAGAAAAGCUAGUGCCCUUUUUGAAAAAAGUCGGGUUUAGUCCCAAAAAGGACAUUCACUUUAUGCCCUGCUCAGGGCUGACUGGGGCAAAUAUUAAAGAGCAAUCAGAUUUCUGCCCUUGGUACACCGGAUUACCAUUCAUUCCCUAUUUGGAUAAUAUGCCAAACUUCAACAGAUCCAUUGAUGGACCAAUUAGACUGCCAAUUGUGGAUAAGUACAAGGAUAUGGGCACUGUGGUCCUGGGAAAGCUGGAAUCAGGAUCCAUUUUUAAAGGCCAGCAGCUUGUGAUGAUGCCAAACAAGCACAAUGUGGAAGUUCUUGGAAUAUUUUCUGAUGAUGCUGAAACUGACUAUGUAGUCCCAGGUGAAAACCUUAAAAUCAGACUGAAGGGGAUUGAAGAAGAAGAGAUUCUUCCGGGAUUCAUACUCUGUGAUCCUACUAAUCUUUGCCAUUCUGGACGCACAUUUGAUGUUCAGAUAGUGAUUAUUGAGCACAAAUCCAUCAUCUGCCCAGGUUAUAAUGCAGUGCUGCACAUUCAUACUUGUACUGAGGAAGUUGAGAUAACAGCCUUAAUCUCCUUGGUAGAUAAAAAAUCAGGAGAAAAGAGUAAGACACGGCCCCGCUUCGUGAAGCAAGAUCAAGUGUGCAUCGCCCGUUUAAGGACAGCAGGAACUAUCUGCCUUGAGACAUUCAAAGAUUUGCCUCAGAUGGGUCGUUUUACUUUAAGAGAUGAGGGUAAGACCAUUGCAAUUGGCAAAGUUCUGAAACUGGUCCCAGAGAAGGACUAAGCAGUUUUCUUGAUGCCCCUAUACCAUACUGGGAGAAGUGACUAUGAUAAAGUUCACCAUCUUCUCUUAUUUACUACACAUUGACGAACUUUUCUCCAUCUUUUGCAAAGAAAAAUUUCACAGCAAAAAUCCAUGUUUUGUCAGCUCUCAUGCUGAGAUCUCAGUUAUGUCACUGCUGAAUUUACCCACAAUGUCCUCCUCCUAUUCCAUUCUGCUUCCUUGAACAAAAUCAGUAAAAUCUUUGUAACUGA
Bubalus bubalis (water buffalo) is the source of this 2860-nucleotide messenger RNA. RefSeq names its product eukaryotic peptide chain release factor GTP-binding subunit ERF3A-like. The record is from RefSeq and is a predicted model, not a curated record. Gene Ontology annotation, biological process: translation. Gene Ontology annotation, molecular function: GTPase activity; translation release factor activity; GTP binding. Gene Ontology annotation, cellular component: translation release factor complex. Lineage: Eukaryota; Metazoa; Chordata; Mammalia; Artiodactyla; Bovidae.